UGGAGACGAAAGACUUAGAAAUAGUAUAUAAAAAAAAUUAACACCUGAAUGUUUUACUGCAACACAUCGUGGAAAUUGAUAUUUUAUUCAGGCAGCGUGAUUUUUGUGCUUCUGUGUGGGGGCAUUUUGCCUUAUGAGUGCCAUUGUAUUUGUGGGGGGAUUGGAUGUUUUAGCAAAAGUGCGUUGUAUGUUUGAAAAUUAUUCCGCGCGAUCCGCCAAUUCAGAAUCAUUCCUCGCUCAGAUCGUCUCGUGAUCAGAUGCAGUCUCUGCAGUAAAAGUUUCUUCUACUUCUCAUUUGUUACGGAAGUCUUUUUUUUGUGAAUUGUGUGUGCCCUCUAAGGUGGGCACUACUCAAUUCAAUUGCUUUUUAAGUCUCAACUUCAAAUUACUUUCUAAAUCUUUCGCGAGUGUGUGGUGUUGGUGAAUUUUGCGUGUGAAAAGCGUGCCAUCGACUUUUCUUUUUUUUUUCCUGGAAAGAAAACACGCGUUGUAAAAGGAAAAAUGUCAAUGAAAUUCGACGAUAAUAAGCUCCCCUACAUUGAUCUCGGGGAUGGGUAUAUUGUGCGAUUGGAGAAAGAUGAGAUUGAGGGAAAGACACGAGAGAAAGCCCUCGUGGAGCUACGCGAAACAGAAGAUCUAAAGCAAAAGAGCUUCACGCAAUUGCGCCAAUUGCUAGAAGAAGAGAAAGAUCUUUGCGUUCCCCUGGCGGAAGAUGAAUUUCUCGUUAAAUUCUUGCGACCAUGUAAAUUUUAUCCCGAAAGUGCCUUCGAAAGAAUGAAGAAAUACUACAAGUUCAAGAUCAAGUACAAGAAGUACGCCGAAGACCUCGUACCACGAAGUGUGCGGCAUGUUUUUGAGAAGGAAAUCAUCUACUUGAGCCCAUUGCGAACGAAGAAUGGCUGCAGAAUACUCAUUCUUGAAAUUAAAAAAUGGAAGUUGAAUGAAUGCUCUCUGGAUGAUAUCUUCAGAACUGUCGAAGUUUGUCUCGAAGCCGCCAUGGCGGAACCCAAAACUCAAGUGAAUGGUGUGGUUGUUAUUCUAAACAUGGACGGAUUGUCGCUAUCGCAUCUGACUCAAUUUAGCCCCUCAUUCGCCGCAAUGCUCCUCCACUGGGUGCAAGAAUGCAUUGGGAUCCGCCUCAAGGAGGUGCACAUUGUCAACAAUUCCUACAUUUUCAACAUGCUCUUUGCCAUCUUCAAGCCAUUCCUCACUGAAAAGCUCCGCAAGAGGAUUCAUUUCCUCAAUAAGGAUUUCAAGACCCUCUGCACGUACAUGGGCAAGGAGUGCCUUCGUCCACCCUAUGGAGGUACCCUUGUGGCACCUGAAGUGGAUGGAAAUGUCCUUGCAGAUCUAUUCCAAUUUCACAGCAAAGAAUAUGAAAUUGCCAAUACUUAUGGAUACAGCACUACUGGGAAAUAGAUGGUCAACAUACGUUUUUUUGUGAUAAGAUUCCAUGUUUCUUUUGCCAAAUAAGUUUACAUAAAAUAUUAUUUUUUUGUACGUUUAGCAGGUGCUAAUGUGAGGUGAAUGAAGGAAAAAUUGUAAAUACACCUUUUCUUGAAUAGAAAAUAUAAAUUUUUCUACCACAAA
Molecule: messenger RNA, 1590 nt
Organism: Lutzomyia longipalpis
Lineage: Eukaryota; Metazoa; Arthropoda; Insecta; Diptera; Psychodidae
Product: alpha-tocopherol transfer protein
Exons: 7
Coding region: 502-1419 (305 amino acids)
Cellular component (GO): membrane
Molecular function (GO): phosphatidylinositol bisphosphate binding
Source: RefSeq, a predicted model, not a curated record